Messenger RNA from Pezoporus flaviventris, 1099 nucleotides. It is a transcript of the gene INSL5, whose product is annotated as insulin like 5. Gene Ontology annotation, molecular function: hormone activity. Gene Ontology annotation, cellular component: extracellular region. The record is from RefSeq and is a predicted model, not a curated record. The transcript has 2 exons. Bases 513 to 1049 code for a protein of 178 amino acids. NCBI's taxonomy places the organism in Eukaryota, Metazoa, Chordata, Aves, Psittaciformes, Psittacidae.
GUACCCCAUUUUUGUUGUGAGUGACUGCCCAGCACUGACAGGAUACUUCAAAGCAUCCACAGUUACCAGCCUGACAAAGAACAAGGCAGAGGUAAUGCAAAAGCACACAACUGUGGACAUCCCAAGAGUUAAAUCCCUCUUGGUUUGUGAUCACCAACAGAAAAAGACUGAUGCCACUCAAACUGUAGUAACAGGCAUGACUGGGAAGAGGCUGCAUGCUGUGUGGGAAAUACACAGGGAUGACACUCGUUAUCUACAAACCAUGUAACAAACACCCUCUCGCUUCUGCAGAACAUACACAUCAAUGGUAUCAAACUGAGCCUGCACCCUUGAAGCAUGUUGUAUAUACCAUAUAUGUUCAUAUAGCAAAGCAGUUCCAUAAGGAACUCCUUAAGGAGACUUUAAUACCUGAACAAAAUCCCAGCACAAAUCCUGACACACAUAAAACACCACAUCACUGGAAGGAAACAAGUCAUCAGCUUUUUUUUAGCAAACAUUAAGUCAUCCUCAGAAUGAGCCGGUACUCAGUGGAGCGGACAGGCCCUUGGUAUAAAGGUAAGGGUGGCAGCAGAACUCCCCACCUUGGCCUCACAGGUCCCUCCUGCCCCACCAACAAGCACUCCAUCUGCAGCAUGAGGAGCACAGUGCUAGCACUGGCCUCACUUGCACUCCUGAUCACAGCACAGGAAGGCAAAGGUGAAGGGAACAGCAUGAGGCUCUGUGGGAGAGACUUUGUCAGAGCCAUAGUCUUCACCUGCGGCGGCUCUCGGUGGAAAAGGCACUUGACUGAUUAUCAGUACCUGUUUGAGAGUGAAAAUCCCCUGCCUCUCUCACAAGAGAACAACGGCUAUGCUGACCCCUCAACGUACGCAGACCAGAGUCUGGAGACCGACAGCGAAGAAAUCCACAAUGUCAAGCAUGAGGCAGAGCAGGACUUGCAGCACUCCAGGAAAACAUUUAUCCUGCAAAAGCGUGAGGCAGCUAAGCUGCUCACCACAUCCUGCUGCAGCAUCGGCUGCAGUGAGAGGGAUAUCAGCACCCUGUGCUGAAAGACAGCAGAUGCUGAUGAGGUUUGAUGUAACGUCUUUCACGUAAUAAA